Molecule: messenger RNA, 3421 nt
Organism: Vespa mandarinia (Asian giant hornet)
Lineage: Eukaryota; Metazoa; Arthropoda; Insecta; Hymenoptera; Vespidae
Gene: iPLA2-VIA
Product: calcium-independent phospholipase A2 VIA
Biological process (GO): lipid metabolic process; positive regulation of ceramide biosynthetic process
Cellular component (GO): mitochondrion
Molecular function (GO): protein binding; long-chain fatty acyl-CoA hydrolase activity
Source: RefSeq, a predicted model, not a curated record
AUCAUUGUCGUCAUUGUCGUCGACGUCAUUAUUCAUUUCAAGGACUUUUUAUUCUCUCUUUUUUUUUUUUUUUUCUUCUUUUUUCUCUUUCGCGUUAAGAGUUUUGGUACAUAACAGAUGUAUAAUUCCAAGGAAGCAAGUUUUUUUGCUCCCGUCCGUCUCUUUUAUUCCCCUGUCCUGCCUAUUGCCCCCUUCACUCUCCUUUAUUCCUCGAUCCUCGUCAACUUUUUUUUUUUUUAAUGGGGUCCUUUUAUGGAAUGAUUUGACGAUGUCACUAUGGUUACGAACGAUAGAGAAACAAAAAGAGAAAGUUCACGGUACUUUGAUGAAAGAGGAAAUGGACAUGAAAGGUUCUCAACUUUGCAUUCUCGAUUACUAUUAUGAAAUAAUAAUUUUGCGUCGUCUAUUUGACGUAACUGAGAGCGCGAAUUUACGUAUCGUUGUUUAAACGUCGUUAAAUAAAAAUAAUCACUCGACGUUCUUCUUCCUUUUUUAAUUUUUUUCAUUUAUUCUUUCGUUAUUUUACUUCUUUAAAAAUAAUUUUUUUUUGUUCAUCUCCUUCCUCUUUCCUCCCUCCGUCUCUUUCACCUCUCCCUCUGCCCCCAAACUCAUUAUCCUUAUCGAGAGAGAGAGAAAGAGAGAGAAAGAGAGAGAGAGAGAAAAAAAAGAAAGAAAGAAAAGAAAUAUAAUGACUUGGUUCGGUACGAUCGCUAAUAAUGUGUUACGAAAUAUUGUGUUUACGGCUCCUCCACCUAAUAUGGUUUUAACUGUCAAAACCGAUCAAUAUAGUAAUCGGCUUAUUCUUUGUCGAGAGGAUGGCAUUGUACUAUACAGACCUGGUGAUAAAGGUAUUGAGAAUAAAUAUGAGAUCAUACUUCAUAGACCCUGUACAGAAACAUUGGAUCAAGCUUAUAGCUUAUAUCGAACAGAUGAUAUAGCCGAAGGUGAAACACAUUUCCUGAUAUACAAAGAUAAAGUUCCUGUUUUAGUUCAAAUAUCACGUGAGAUGAGCAACGUGAGCAAGAUACAGAGAUUAUGCGACACUUUGGUAGAACAUCCAACAUGGACCUUGGCUCAUUUGGCGGCUCAUUUUGCACUUUAUGAGGCAUUUAAAAAUACGGUGGUAAAUAGUCAAUUGAAUAGCAGCGAUUUAGAUACAGGAGUAUCGCCGUUGCAGGUAGCAGUACAAACAAAAAAUUUGCGAACUGUACAAAUGUUAAAAGCUGCUAAUAGCUCAUUGGAACAUACCGAUAAACAAGGGAACACGGUCUAUCAUUAUGCUGCUACAUCAACCAAAGAUAUUAUUUUAACGAUUAAAGGUUUAUCUAAUAGUUUAAAUAGUAGAAAUAAUGAUGGUUAUACGCCUUUACAUAUCGCUUGUAUGAACGAUGAACCAGAAUGCGUAAAGGCACUUUUAUUAAUUGGAGCAGACGUUAAUAUACCACCGUCUGAUGGACAACCCUCUAGUCCAGGAUACGUAGGUGAUUUCUUACAUAAUAAACCUAAUGUCCUUUAUUCGGAAGACAUGAGAUUUGGUGGUACACCGUUACAUUGGUCUCAUAGUAGACCGGUCGUAAAUGCUCUGAUCGAACAUCACGUUGACAUAGACGCUGUAAAUUUUCAAGGACGUACAGCUUUACACGUUAUGGUUAUAAGAAAACGUUUGGAUUGCGUGGUGGCUCUAUUGAGUCAUAUGGCUUCCGUAAACAAAGUCGAUCAGGAUGGUAAUACACCAUUACAUUUGGCCGUGUCAUCAGGGACAAUAGCAAUUGUACAAGUUCUCGUUGGAUUUGGAGCUGACAUAAAUGCAAGAAAUUGGAAAUCCGAAACACCAAGACACAUGAUUAAUCUUAAUAAUAACGAUGGUCAAAAGAUACUUUAUAUCUUACAUGCCGUUGGUGCACAACGUUGUCCAUACGAGAUGAAGGAUUGUAAUAUAGGAUGUAAAUACGAUGAGAAUUACAAUGGUAUUAGAUUGAACGAAGUACCAAGAUCUAUGCCACGUACUACAUUGGAUCAAAUGUUACAUGUAUCCGGUAUGGAAGUAAUGGCGUCAUUUGGAAAAAGAAAGAUGAAAGGUGGAAGAUUAUUAUGUCUCGACGGUGGUGGAAUACGUGGAUUGGUAUUGAUACAAACCUUGUUAGAAAUUGAAUCGAUAUUGAAGAAACCUGUAAUAGAAUGUUUCGAUUGGGUUGCCGGUACUUCGACCGGUGGAAUUUUAGCACUUGGUUUGGCAUCAGGGAAAUCAUUGAAGGAAUGUCAAGCUUUAUAUUUUCGUAUUAAGGAGGAUGCUUUCGUUGGUUUUAGACCUUACAACAGUGAGGGCUUAGAGAAUAUAUUAAAAGAUUGUUUAGGUCCGGAAACGGUAAUGGCCGAUAUAGAAAGACCUAAAUUAAUGAUAACAGGUGUAUUGGCCGAUCGUAAACCCGUUGAUUUACAUCUUUUUCGUAAUUAUGAAUCUCCUAGUGAAUUAUUAGACGUACCAAGGAAUACAGAUUUCAAAGAUACAUUAUCACCAGCUGAACAAUUAUUAUGGAAGGCGGCACGUGCUACCGGUGCAGCGCCAUCAUAUUUUCGUGCUUUCGGUAGAUUUCUCGAUGGUGGACUUAUUGCCAAUAAUCCGACAUUAGAUGCCAUAACGGAGAUACACGAAUAUAAUUUGGCAUUGAAGGCCGUCAAACGAGAAUCCGAGGUUAUACCAUUGUCAUUGGUUGUAUCCUUGGGUACAGGAUUAAUACCGGUUGAACCAUUAACCGAUAUAGAUGUGUUUAGACCAGAGGGUUUAUGGGAUACGGCUAAAGUGGCCAUGGGUAUAACAGCAUUGGGAUCUUUACUUGUAGAUCAAGCCACGGCUAGCGAUGGAAGGGUAGUUGAUCGUGCUAGAACCUGGUGUUCUAUGAUUGGCGUACCAUAUUAUAGAUUUAAUCCGCAAUUAUCAAUUGAAAUAGCCAUGGACGAGAAGAAGGAUGAAAUAUUGGCGGACAUGAUAUGGACCGCUAAAGCAUUCAUGCAUGCCAAUAGAAAUCAAAUUAAUGAAUUAGCCGCUGUUAUUAAUCGGGAUGAAUAGAUCUGAAAUUCUGUUGCGGGGAUCUGUAAUGCGGAGUUUUUGUUUCCUUGUUUUUUUCUUUUCUUUCUUUCCUUUUUUUCUUUUUUUUUUUUUCUUUUCUUUUCUUUUCUUUUCUUUUCUUUUCUUUCCUUUCGUUUCGAUUAUUUUUUUUCUUUCUCUCCGGGGGUUUUUCUUUCUUUCUUUCUUUCUUUCUUUUCGUCUUGAUUAUUUUCUUUUCCUUUUUUAUUUUAUUUUACUUUUUAUCUCCUUUCGAAAAAAAAAAGAAAAAAAAAAAACCAAAAAAAGAAAAAAAAAAAAAGAACUUCAAUCGUUUAUCAUUUUAACGCACAAUUCGUUUAUCUUACGUUACAUUAA